Messenger RNA from Ilex paraguariensis (yerba mate), 423 nucleotides. NCBI's taxonomy places the organism in Eukaryota, Viridiplantae, Streptophyta, Magnoliopsida, Aquifoliales, Aquifoliaceae. The record is from the annotation of a GenBank genome assembly.
AUGGCUGCUCGAGUCGCCUUCUUCAUCGUUCCAAUGGCACUUCUGCUCAUGAAUAUCCAUGCCACAACUACAAAUCGUAUGCUCUCUCUCUCUCUCUCAAGUUGGACUCUCACAUUGUGUCUCGUAGAAAAUCGGACAAACAUAGGUGACUCCCCUGGGCCUGGUGAAGCUUUUCAGUUCAGUUACUCGGGCGCUACGGGUCCUAACAAAUGGGGAAACUUGAAUCCGAAGUUCACAGAAUGCUCACAUGGAAAACUGCAGUCUCCCAUAGACAUUGUGAAGAAGAAGGCUGUUCUUAAUAAGAAGCUAAAGCCUUUAACCAGAAGAUACUAUCCUGCAAAUGUUACUUUGGUUGACAAUGGCUUCAAUGUUCAGGUUUGUUCUUGCUCUUUCCUAAUAUCUUUUACUUUAUUUUUUAAUUAA